Molecule: messenger RNA, 2926 nt
Organism: Neurospora tetrasperma FGSC 2508
Lineage: Eukaryota; Fungi; Ascomycota; Sordariomycetes; Sordariales; Sordariaceae
Exons: 2
Coding region: 1-2871 (956 amino acids)
Biological process (GO): intracellular protein transport; retrograde transport, endosome to Golgi
Cellular component (GO): Ric1-Rgp1 guanyl-nucleotide exchange factor complex; Golgi membrane; cytosol
Molecular function (GO): protein binding
Source: RefSeq, a predicted model, not a curated record
AUGCUGCGUCCGGACGCCGCCAUAUUUGUCGUGCGCACAAGCCUGGGCUAUCUGAUCACCUACUCUCUGGCUACCGAUGCCGACUCCCGAGUCUACAAACCCCAUUUUUCCAGUCAUACCAACGUUCAGAAGCGGCGGCAAACCCACGCAGGCGGCCCGGGAGCGAUAGCCCCCGACCAAAUACUAUGGGGCCCCGGUGAGGGUUCGGGAGUUAGGGAUGUCAGCGUUCGUUUCCGCAUGGUUAUCAAAGUGGACGCCGGCAUUGAGAGUGCUCUGGCUUUGGAUGACGAGUUGGUAGUGGCUACGCGGAAACCUGCGGCAGUUCAAUGCAUCCGAUGGACCCCAGACAGCUCCGGAAGUCAGACCAGCACAGAGCUAUUGAGCCGCAUGGGCUGGGUUGACAAGAAGGUCAUGGUUCGCGAGAUGACUCAUGACAGGCGCAUGAACCUGUCCACAUGGGUGACCAGUGACGGCAAAGCGUACGCUGUCCAGCGCAUCACUGGCAGCCAACUAGAACCCGAUACCAACCAGCCGCCCGACCCAAAGAAGCUUUUCAAGGGCUAUUGCUUUUAUACGCCGCAGACACCUGGUGAACAAGCCAUACGUUGCAUCGUCAACGCGGUCUUCUCUCUCAUUGCUGUGGGCUGCGCAGAUGGCAACAUUCGCGUGUUUUCUGCAAAAGAUUACUCUGGAAACAUUCCAGCUUCUCACGUCCACAACCUCCCUGCUUCAAAUCACACUUGUGGCAGACUUACAACACUUAGCUACUCUCCCGAUGGCUAUUGUCUUUUCGCUGGCUACGAAAAGGGAUGGGCAACAUGGAGUGUAUACGGCAAGCCACUGAGUAACAGCUUUGGGGCCGAUCAAACCAUUGCUAGCACAACCGGGGAAGAGUGGAUAUCCGGUGUCCUGGACGCAGCCUGGAUCGGAGGUGGCUGUGAACUGUUGCUUGUGGGGCGAGCCCAUGAAUCGAUAUGGCUGCUAGAGAUGGCACGAAGCGCAGUGACCGGAUGCUACAACUCUGCAAAUCUCUUCAGGACCGUGCUUCAGAGCACUUCCAGCGUCAUGGUCUAUAGGGGAUAUGACCUUCCCGAUCUUACUUCGAUCUCGGCCGAACCUGGGCUGUGGCAUACAGCUAGAAUACCAGCCAGCUAUCUUAUGAACCAUUGGCCAAUCAGGUGUACUGCCAUCUCCAGCGAUGGUCGAUAUGUUGCAGUUGCGGGCAGGAGAGGCUUGGCUCACUAUAGCGUUAACAGCGGUCGCUGGAAGACGUUUGUGGAUGGGGACGCGGAGAACCAAUUUAUGGUAAAGGGUGGCAUGUGUUGGUACCAGAACAUCCUGGUUGCUGCCGUGGAGGCCAAUAGAAGCUUCGAACUCCGUCUCUACUCGCGGGAGGCAUCCCUCGAUAGCUCGAACGUGCUACAUACCCAAGAGAUGUCGGCGCCCGUUGUCCUAGUCACCCCGUCUGGCGAAGACUCGCUGCUCGUUUAUACUUACGACAACCUCCUUUACCAUUUCAUAUUUGCACCAUUUGGUGGCACCGUUAGGCUGGUGGAAGUUGGUCACAUAGCUUUCCAUGGCAUCAUUCGAUCGCCCGCACGAGUUCGAGGUUUAAGCUGGAUUUUGCCCGAGAGCCAGCUGUUAGACGGAGACCCAUCCCAAGACGUGGCUCAUGCUUCUGUCUUGUUCUUGGUAGACGGCAAGCUGGUCCUCCUUCGGCCCUCAUACAAUGAAGGCGGUCUCAAAUACGAUAUGCGCGUUAUUGCGAACAAUCUCGAAUUCUACGUUAGCAUGAGGGACCAGCCAUUUGUGGGCGGCGUCCUGACACCUUCCGAAAAGCAGGUCUUUACGGCUGCGGCUGACGACAGUUUACGUAAUUCGCUAUGGAUCUUUGACGGUAGUGAAAUCAAGACCUGGACGGAUGUCGAGCCAGUUUUGAGGGCCACCUCUGGAGAAGCCACGAGAGAGCUUCCACCCAUGACAUCAAUCCCUAUCGACUUUUAUCCCCUAUCCGCUCUUCUCAGCAAAGCCAUAGUACUUGGCGUGGAGUCCGAUCUUAUCCAGCGCCGUGAUGUCAGCUUCUCCUUCUUCCGUUUCUCGAUACGGACGCACCUCUUUCUACCCGAUAUACUGCGGUUCUACCUUAGUAAUAACAGACCGAUUGAGGCGUUGCGGUUAGCUCAGCAAUAUGAGCACCUUGAGUACUUUGCGCAUGGACUGGAAAUACUUCUGCACCAUGUCCUGGACGAAGAGGUGGAUGCCCAUCCUCCGCCUGCUCCAGAACAUGCCAUCCUCCCACGCGUGCUGUCACUUCUCUCAUCGUUCAAGCAGUACUUGGACAUUGUGGUGCAGUGUACCCGCAAGACGGAAGUGCGUUCCUGGCGUACUCUGUUCGCCUAUCUCCCUCCACCUCAGGAGCUGUUCGAGGAGAGCUUGCAGCGUGGCAGCCUCAAGACUGCUGGCGGCUACUUGCUCAUCCUCCAUACCUUUGACGAACUCGCAACAGCAAGCGAGCAGAGUGUGCGUCUCUUAAGCAGAGCAAUGCGCGAGGGCGACUGGGAGCUAUGCAAAGAGCUGGCGCGGUUUUUGGCAGCGCUCGAUGAAACGGGGGACACGCUGCGUGAAGCAAUGGAGCUGGCCAAGAUGCGAGUGAAGCAGGAAAGUGAGCUGGAGGAUGGCCAUGGCAGCGUAGGCAGCGGGCUGGGCACAAUGCUUGGAGUUCCUCAGGGUGGUGGUGCUAACGGUGCUUCCAGCACUACCAGCUCAUUGAUUUCUAAUACCAAGGGGAUUAUAGGUAGUGACUGGGAUGCUGACAGGCGCACAAUCAGCGACGCCGGCAGCGUUGUCAGUGCUAAUCGGUACGAAGGUUAAUCAAGUGGCUUAUGGAGGCCAAAUCCACAUGGAAAUUGGAAAGCGGAUAUUUGGU